This is a messenger RNA of Trametes versicolor FP-101664 SS1, 1866 nucleotides long. RefSeq lists its product as uncharacterized. The record is from RefSeq and is a predicted model, not a curated record. Bases 1 to 1866 code for a protein of 621 amino acids. NCBI's taxonomy places the organism in Eukaryota, Fungi, Basidiomycota, Agaricomycetes, Polyporales, Polyporaceae. The transcript has 2 exons.
AUGGAUUUCAUUCCUCGACCUCCUGUCGGCGUUAUCCAAGUCAGGCUCUGUAAGGACUUUAGAUACAGUAUCUAUGAUCCCCUGCAGUGGCCUCAGAUCUACACCCCGGGUUACGAGUAUCUCACUGCAGUCCGACGACACGAAACUAUGGGAGCUUCUUGGGCAGCUCUGUGGUGGACACCUUUGCCGGGUAUCGACUUCCAGCUUCUAGGGGGCUCUGCCUUCAAGUGUCUAGGAGUUCUGUCCGCCGACAAGCUUCGACCCCUGCGCCUACUCGUCGAAGAACUUACGAUCGAAAUCGGCGAGCACACAAAGAACGUCGGGCACAACAACGAGCUGCAGCGUCUUCAGCGGGAGAUGCACCAAGCUCUCCAGCGUGCAAUGUAUUUCCCUUCCACGCUGCGCGACGCCUGCAUCCAGAUUCGCCAAGUCCAGCGCUUUUGGCUGAUGGCUAGGGCUUUCUUGGACUUCGCGGGCAUCAUGAAGCGACCCGACGACUCGGGGUACCGCCAGGUCGCAAAAGAGUACAUGGGAGCAUUCACGACGGAUCCCGCUCAUGUCCAACACCUCUACCACGCUGGAAUUCCCGUGUGGUUUCUGAGGCCGGCGGUCACUUUGACCAGCAACAUCUCGGUGGUCGCAAUGGUGCUUGUGCGCGAGCCCGAGACAGAAUACAUCACUACCGAACCGCUCGUCAGUGGUCUUACGCCGAUCUAUUCUGGCCUCAGCGGUCCCCGUCAUCUCGCGGCUGUCUCACAGUCCGCUUUCUCCUACUUCGACAUCUCUGAAUCACCGCUCCUCCUCCGAGACGACCUCAGCGACUACCGUGCACAACCCGCCUCAACCCAGAGCGCUUCUUCAUCCGGUCGUGGAGCGCAGACGGGUGCUCAGAGAACAUCCAAGAAGACAGCGGGUAAAAAGCCUUAUGGGAACGUACAUCCUAGCCAAGUUCGCGGCCGCGACAAGUUCGUAGACCUCACUCACGAAUGGAUGCCUCCUAGCCUGCCGGCGUGGCGCGAAGCCAUGCUAUCUACUGACCGUACACAACCGGCUAAACCCGCCUCAGAGUUGUGGGGUUACUGGAUCCCCGAUCCGGCCUUGCUCCUGGGGUGCACGACUCCGGAACGUACCUCGUGUUACUUCAUAAACUGGAUUCGUCUCCGUCCGGCGUGGUUGUACCUCCUGAGGGUUCCUGGCAGCGGCGUUACUCAAGUCCCGACCCAAUGGUGGCGCGAUGUGUUGAACGGUGAGGUCGAGACACGACAUGCGGAGGGCUCCACGGUUACCCUUCGGAGCAAACGUUUGGACGGCAUCCUCAAGGUCUUCGGCAAGGUCUUCGAUCUCGACGACUACGAUAAUGACGCCUCCCAUUCGGUGCCUUGGUUUACCUUACGGUUCGCUGAAGUACCCGCCAUCGUCCGGCCCGUAGUCAUCUGGGAGAUGUUUGAGCUGGGGUUCCGCCACGAGUUACUUGCGCUCGAUCGUGUCCUCGUUCCCAGCCCGGCGCACGCCCACGCCGAAGAACAGCGCGAAGAGGUUCUCUCGCACGUCUUCUCCAACUACGACCUGCUGCAGCUCAACACGCUCCCCGACACACCGCAGGGUCUCGCCAACCCAAUUCCUCAGGGACGUGUCCAAUGUCUCAAAGCACUGCGUAGGGUAGUCAUGCAGUGGCCGCUCUGCCCGCCCAACGUUCGCGGCGCGUCCGCGCUCACGACUGCCAGCGAACCACGCGUCAUCAACGAUCUCGAGAAAGAAAUCGCCGCCUUCUAUGUUCAUAUGUUCUUCCAAUAUUCCGGUCGUGCUCCGCUUGUACCUCACGCGUUCCCUAUGUCAGAGUCGGACGCUAGCUUCUUUUUACAAUAA